Messenger RNA from Bactrocera dorsalis (oriental fruit fly), 1221 nucleotides. RefSeq lists its product as uncharacterized. The transcript has 2 exons. Lineage: Eukaryota; Metazoa; Arthropoda; Insecta; Diptera; Tephritidae. The coding region runs from base 175 to 675 and encodes 166 amino acids. The record is from RefSeq and is a predicted model, not a curated record.
GUUCGUUCAGUAAAUAUUGCGGCAUUGUUACUUUUUAUGAGAAAGCAUCACGUUCGCCGCGAAAAUUUCGGCAACAGUGGCAACGUCACACGUUCGUGCAAGAAAAUGUAAUCAAUCUGUUGCUCAUCACUAGCCAAUCAAACGCAACACAAAAAAAAUUUAUGCGCAUUUGAAAUGGAGGGCGAAAUAAUAAAAUUAAGUUCAGCUGAGUCCAAAUUGUUGGUCAGGUGUCGACUGGACAUGGAGCAAGAGUUUUCUUGCGGCAAAAGAAAAAAAUCGGUUCUUUGGGGCAAAGUGUUGGACAAUAUAAAGACUGAAGCUCCUGAUUUAACUGCGACAAAAGAGCAACUCCAAAGAAAAUUCCUCAACAUGCUAGCAACUUACAAAAGAAUAAAAAAGCGGAAUAGAUCAACAGGUAGAGAUGCAACCACUUGGGAUUUUUUUAAUGAUUUUGAUGAAGUUUACGGCAAUAGACAUUCAGUUGAUCCUCCAUCUGAAAACCUACAAAACUCAUUAGAUCUUCCAAGCUGCUCGACUGCAGAACACAUAAGAGAAAACGAAAUGUGCCGAGAGGACAAUGAUGUUGUGAAGAGUGUCCCAGACGUAAGGGGAAACCAGCAAAAUUUCGCUAAAAAAAACGCACAGUAUCGGGAUAUGAAACGUUGGAAUUUUUAAAAAAGGAAUCGGAAGAAGAAAAACUCAGGCAUAGAGAAGUGAUGGCGUUUGAAAGAGAAAAGUUGGAAUUUGAAAAAGAAAAAGCUAAAAUAAUGCUGGGAUUAAAAGAAGUGCUGGAUAAAUUUUUGCAAAAGUAACAUUUGCAAGUAUUAGCUACAAAUUUAAUGAAAAGAAAAUCAGUUUUCUUAACCAUAGUUUUAAUUCAUUUAUUAAAUACAAUGCUGUGAAUUUAGUUUUAGUUUUAUAAUUCAAAUCAAAUGGAGUUCAAAAUAUUUUGUUUUGAAAAUGCAUACAAAAAAUUAAUGAAAUAAAAAAAGUGAAUUCUUAUGAAGUGAACAACAUUUUCAAUUCAUUUCUCCGAGAGAUACCUUCACUGCUGUCGUUAAUAUUAUUUAUAUUUUCUGUUUCAGGAUCAUUAGUAUUUGGUAUCAUUCCAUUGCUUUCGACAAUAUUUGAGUCUUCGUCAUUAUUUAUUAUAAAAUUAUGCAAAAUAGCACAAGACAACACCACUUUAGAGACACUCUUUAAAGAAAUUACAUCAAUAUG